AGAGUGUGGAGGCGCGGACGCGCGGCAGAGCUCGAGCUGCUGCAGCUGCUGCCGCCGCCAGAGUAACCUCGAUCCCCGAGCUCCGGAUACCGGUGCCUCGCCAUGGCUGACCAGCUGACCGAAGAACAGAUUGCAGAGUUCAAGGAAGCCUUCUCCCUCUUCGACAAGGAUGGAGAUGGCACCAUUACCACCAAGGAGUUGGGGACCGUGAUGAGAUCACUGGGGCAGAACCCCACUGAGGCUGAGCUGCAGGACAUGAUCAAUGAGGUGGAUGCUGAUGGCAAUGGGACCAUUGACUUCCCAGAGUUCCUGACCAUGAUGGCCAGAAAGAUGAAGGAUACAGACAGCGAGGAGGAGAUACGAGAGGCCUUCCGUGUUUUUGACAAGGAUGGGAAUGGCUAUAUCAGUGCUGCCGAGCUGCGUCAUGUCAUGACGAACCUGGGGGAGAAGCUGACGGACGAGGAGGUGGACGAGAUGAUCCGGGAGGCUGACAUCGAUGGAGACGGCCAGGUCAAUUAUGAAGAGUUUGUACAGAUGAUGACUGCGAAGUGAAGGCCGGGCAGCUGGCCAUGCCCGUUCUCCUGAUCUCUUCUCGCGCUCUCCUCUCUUCAACACUCCCCUGCGUACCCGGUUCUAGCAAACACCAAUUGAUUGACUGAGAAUCUGAUAAAGCAACAAAAGAUUUGUCCC
Grammomys surdaster is the source of this 690-nucleotide messenger RNA. RefSeq names its product calmodulin 3 (gene Calm3). Gene Ontology annotation, molecular function: calcium ion binding. Bases 103 to 552 code for a protein of 149 amino acids. Lineage: Eukaryota; Metazoa; Chordata; Mammalia; Rodentia; Muridae. The record is from RefSeq and is a predicted model, not a curated record. The transcript is spliced from 6 exons.